Molecule: messenger RNA, 765 nt
Organism: Juglans regia (Persian walnut)
Lineage: Eukaryota; Viridiplantae; Streptophyta; Magnoliopsida; Fagales; Juglandaceae
Product: protein PARTING DANCERS homolog
Exons: 8
Coding region: 1-765 (254 amino acids)
Biological process (GO): resolution of meiotic recombination intermediates
Source: RefSeq, a predicted model, not a curated record
AUGGCGAAUUUGGAAGCAACCUAUAAAGAUUCGACGGCUCAAAAUCACUCAACUCUUACAAAUUCAGGUGGUGGAGUGUGUAUGAUGAGAACCGCAUGGAGAGAUGAACAACACCCAUCUUUUAUCGAUUUUAUCUCUUCCUUCCUCAGUGCUAACUCUAUCCGUCUUAACUUCGUUCCAAUUGCCCCGGACUUUAUUUUCAAUUGUGGAGGCGUUUCCGUGGCAUUCAUAUUUCUCACGAACUUGGAUUCCAAAUACCUUUCACUAAUGUUCAGCAGAGUUCAGAAACUGAAGGGGCAAUUUGCAAAUCUCUAUGUUGUUAUCAUCCUCCCAACCAAGGAACAAAAUGAUUUGUUUGCUCGCUCUUACUUCAAAUAUGGGAUGGAGCUUGGUAAGCCAACCUUUGUGCCAGUACAAGACCUAGAGAUGGGCUUUGAGAAGAUUGUCAAGAUAGCUCACUCCCGUGGGGUAUGCAAACGACAGGAUGCCGUAACAAGAUUAAAAGUUGAGAAGAAACAUUCUGUGCAGCGGAUGGACUUAUUUCUGAAAGUGGUCACAUCCAUACCAGGCCUUGACAAUCAUGAUGCAAAUGCGCUUAAUCAAGCAAUUGGCUCGGUUGAAGCAAUUGCCAAGGCAUCGAAGGCGUACAUUCUGGAAAACACAGACCUUUCAGCUGACAAGGCAGAAAUAAUUUCUAGGUUUUUCAGGGAUCCGAAGUUUUACCUUAGCCCCAAGAUCAAUAGAUCAGAGAAACAGUUGAUUUAA